This is a messenger RNA of Paralichthys olivaceus (Japanese flounder), 3807 nucleotides long. RefSeq names its product cholinergic receptor, muscarinic 2a (gene chrm2a). Gene Ontology annotation, molecular function: G protein-coupled acetylcholine receptor activity; G protein-coupled serotonin receptor activity. The record is from RefSeq and is a predicted model, not a curated record. Lineage: Eukaryota; Metazoa; Chordata; Actinopteri; Pleuronectiformes; Paralichthyidae. Gene Ontology annotation, biological process: adenylate cyclase-inhibiting G protein-coupled acetylcholine receptor signaling pathway; regulation of smooth muscle contraction; chemical synaptic transmission. Gene Ontology annotation, cellular component: dendrite; synapse; plasma membrane.
CGUCUCCAGAAGCAUGUCCCCAGACAUGCAGCCGCGGUGCGAUGAAGCGGACCGAGAGACACCACCAGCAUGACCGCAUGAAAGCAGUGGCCAUGGCGAUUAACCAUGAAGCUGGAGCCUAACAUCCCCAUCGCUUCCCUCUGUCAAAAAAAGCCUCUGCGGUGCUACAUCGAACACACACUCUCUGAAUAUGCCAUCCGAGUGCGGGAGAGCCGGACGGACUGCUUAGCACCUGCUGUGCCAUCUGAGUAGGAGGUGGCAACAAAAGACCAAAUGCCAUGGAUGUAUUCAAUUUCACCUACUGGAAUGCCUCUGAAGGCAAUGAGACAGAAGUCGUGAAAGAGAGCGAGAGCGCCUACAAGACCGUGGAGGUGGUGUUCAUCGUGCUGGUGGCCGGCUCCCUCAGUUUGGUUACUGUCAUUGGAAAUAUCCUGGUCAUGCUUUCCAUCAAAGUUAAUCGGAACUUACAGACCGUCAACAACUAUUUUUUAUUCAGUCUCGCAUGCGCUGACCUGAUCAUCGGACUGUGCUCCAUGAACUUGUACACAGUCUACAUAGUAAUAGGCUACUGGCCCCUGGGGCCCGUGGUGUGCGAUCUGUGGUUGGCCUUGGACUAUGUUGUCAGCAAUGCGUCUGUCAUGAAUCUCCUCAUCAUAAGCUUUGACAGAUAUUUCUGUGUCACCAAGCCCCUCAGCUACCCUGUCAAAAGGACCACCAAGAUGGCAGGAAUGAUGAUCGCUGCAGCCUGGGUCCUGUCGUUCGUCCUCUGGGCGCCCGCCAUUCUCUUCUGGCAGUUCAUCGUUGGUGGGCGGACGGUUCCGGAGAAAGAGUGCUACAUCCAGUUCUUCUCAAAUGCCGCCGUCACGUUUGGCACGGCCAUUGCUGCCUUUUACCUGCCUGUCAUCAUCAUGAUUCACCUCUACUUGCAGAUCUCCAGAGCAAGCAAGAGUCGUGUGAAGAAGGAUACCCGCAAGCCAUCAGCAGCCAACCCCGAACCCCUGUCACCUGCCCAGAGGAGGAACAACACGCCAAAACCCAACAACAACAACGUACAAGGGGAGGAUGCGGAGCGUUCCCAGACCCAGAAUGCUGACGCUGGGGCCCACGAGCAUGAUGGGAAACUGCAAAAUGGUAAAGGACCCUCCUCAAAUGCCGAGGGAGAAACCGAAGGUGAUGAGGUGGCAAGAGAGAAUUGUGCUCCUGGAGAAGAGAAGGAGAGCUCCAACGACUCCACAUCCGGGAGCGCAGCUGCAUCCAAUCAGAGGGAUGAGGAGGCGGUGCCGUCCACAGCCAACUCCAGCCUCGAGACGAGUCAACCACCCCCACGUCAGCGAGCCAAGGCGGGGGCUUCCAAGCUGACAUGCAUCAAGAUCAAGACCAAAUCACCCAAGAGUGACUGCUACACACCGUCCAACGCCACCGUCGAGAUCGUACCAGCCUCCGAGCGCCAGAAUCAUGUGGCGCGAAAGAUCGUGAAGAUGACGAAGCAGCCUCCCAACAAGAAGAAGAAAGCGGCGCCGUCACGGGAGAAAAAAGUGACCCGCACCAUCAUGGCCAUCCUGGUCGCUUUCGUAGCCACCUGGACUCCUUAUAAUGUGAUGGUGCUCAUCAACACCUUCUGCUCCAGCUGCAUCCCCAACACAGUGUGGACUAUCGGUUACUGGCUGUGCUACAUCAACAGCACCAUCAACCCGGCCUGCUACGCUCUGUGCAACGCAACGUUCAAAAAGACAUUCAAACACCUUCUCCUCUGCCAAUACAAGAAUAUUAGGUCAGCCAGAUAAACAUGGGCCACAUUGGAAGAGUUGUGUGUGUGAAGGUGUGUGUGUGUGUGUGUCCAUCCCAUCCAUGUUUAUGUGCGUCUGUUAAUGGAGUUUGUGCGCAUGACGAAGAGUAUCUUUAAAAUUACUUUCCACCAUUUUAUCUUUCGUUCACCACUUUCUCUCUCAAUAACUGGUUGUAGCACUCAACACAAAUUCAACUGACGGCAGUUGCAUUGAGAUGUGUUGUGCAGAAGCAGCGUAGAUGAAGACGGUUGUGUGGGAAAGAAGAAGUUUUAAACUCCACAACAACGAGGGUGUGUAUAGCAGAGAGCGCUCGGGGGUGACGCUGUAAAAGGGAUUUAAAAAGAUAAAAAAGCGGAGGGAGAUCUAUGCCGUACAAAAACAUGAAAACUUCAAAAAUGGGAAAAUAGGGCUGACUGAAUUUACAAACCUCAAAAGUUUGAGCUUCAGUGAAGAUACCUGUAGAUAACUGUACAUAUCAGUGUAUACUCUGUGUGUGUGUGUGCACGUGUGGGUGUGUGCUGGCUCUGAGUACAUGCGUGCAUACGUGCGCGCCCCUCUGCCUGCUUCCUUUCUGUGCGUCUGUGAUCACCAUCAUCACCCCGACACGUCCAACCAGCAGCAGGGAGAAUAAUUACGAGGCAGCUUGUGCAGUUUGGCCUCCGACUCGGUCACAUUAAGUCUCGGAGCCAAAAAGUUACCAUCGACACGCAGCGGAUAUAUAAAUCUAUGAGAGCAGCACUUGUCAGCUUUGCACAGCGGUGGGACGAACAGCGAGAGAUGAAUUUAAAUUUAAAGUGUGUGCCAAAUUACCCAAAAAUGACAAAAUCUGUAUCUCCUCACGUACUCCUGCAGACAGAUAAAGAGAAAUGUUUUGACCAGGUUUUAAAAAAUGGCUCAAAAGUCGAGGGGAAUGCAAUUUUGUUUGUGCUCACAGAUUUGAAAAUAUGACAUUUAGAAAAAAAUUCAACAGCACAAACAGGGUCCUGGUUACAUAACCUCACUGAGCACAUGUAUUGCCACAACCUUCCAAACAAGCUGUGGACAGUGAGAAAGUUUUUUAUUAAGUGUGAUCAUAAAUUUGAAUUUAACUUGCACGCAGGAUAUUGAUCCAAAUUUUGCAGAACAGUUUUUAUUAAUAGGGUAAAGAUGAUGAAGAUACCAUCAGAUGAGCCCUGGUUUUAUUCCCAGCGUUAAAGAGUAGAACCAUUACUCACUCUCUUCCUAAGACUUAGAUGAGAGGAUUGAUACCUCACAUGACCAUAACCAUGAAGCUUGGACCUGGAGGCUGUUAGCUUAGCUUAGCAUAGAGACUGAGGGCAACGGCCACAUCUGCUCCAGCAAACGGUUUAAAUCAGAGUCAAAAAUCGACCUGCCAGCACCGAAAUCUCACAAAUGAACACAUCUCACUUGUUUAACCUGCAGCACAUCAUCACAGAGAAUAACCUGAAAUCUUUAACGACUAAAACGGCAACAGCCCGCUGAAUGAAACCACAUUUAAAUUUACAUGAUCCACAUUAGUUUUUCUGGGCUCUGCACCAAAUUACACUCACUCCUCUAAAUAUGCCUGAUUUUUUUUUUCCAUAAAGAUCCAUGAAUUAUUCAGAGAAAUCAAGGAAAACGUUGAAGAAAGCAAACUCAUAUUUAAAAACCAUCAUCCUUUCACAAAGUUUUGUGGAACUGGAGUUUUCGUGUAAUCCCGCAGAGACAGAGAUGAAAACAUAUUCAAAUGUGGAUUGUUCAGUGUCACUCUUUCCUCUGCACAGCGUCACUUCAGCUGGAACGACCGCUGACAGGACGUCUGUCUGUGUCACGGCGGCCAUUAGGACAUUUUGCUGUCCAGUGAGAGGAACCGUCAGUGAAGCAGGGAAACAGGUGGUCGGAGCUCGGAGCUGUGGGAAGGCCUUGUUUUUUAAUUUCUCUUUUUUGGUGUGUGUGUGUGUGGCUUAGUGAAGGAUGUGAUUUAAUCCUGGUGAUUAGUGGAGUGAUGCCACAGUGUGUAAUGAUGAAGACUGAUGGUGUG